AUGGGAUACAAUGCAAAGGAAGUUGUACGUGUAUUUGCCUGCAGUACUCAAUUGUCCUACAACCUGUCCGAGGCCAGAUACAAGUUGCUGGCUAAGCCAAUUAAGAAUGCUAUCCUCAGAUCUCGAUCAGAAUUUAAUGUUUUGAAAGACACCUUCAGCUCUAUCAGUGAUGUCGUAACACCUAUCAAGAAUGAAGUUGAGGGCACAGAAGAACUGAAUGAGAUAAUAAAACAGCGCAAUAUUGUGGAAGAGAUUGAUCCUGGAUUAGGGGAGGGUUAUUUAUACCUGAUGAGAAUUGAGAAAAAACUAACAGAAAACCUUAAAUAUGUUAAGUUACAAUAUAAAGUGACGUACGAGAGGGAACUCUACGAUGUACAGGACGCAAAAGAGACCGGCGAGAGAGUGAUGCACGAAUUUGAACAGCGGGGCAAGAGUAUGCGGUACGCAGCGAAAGUGGUCAACGUCUGUCUCGCGUUGAUGGCACUCCGCGUUGUGGUCGCCGCCCAGCGCUACCACGACAACUAUCUAACGACGAUCACAUACGACAACCUGUACAUAACUUCAUACUUCAAGCGGACCGACAAAAGGCGCAGGCUGAAGAACAAGUACACGUUGCUCCCACUGAAGAAGGUGUUGCCAGAAGUUUGCGUCGGGAAUAAAGCUGAUUUAAAAAUAUCGAUGCCGCUA
Molecule: messenger RNA, 687 nt
Organism: Iphiclides podalirius (scarce swallowtail)
Lineage: Eukaryota; Metazoa; Arthropoda; Insecta; Lepidoptera; Papilionidae
Source: the annotation of a GenBank genome assembly